Messenger RNA from Amphimedon queenslandica, 2461 nucleotides. Its product is annotated as acid-sensing ion channel 5-like. Gene Ontology annotation, biological process: sodium ion transmembrane transport. Lineage: Eukaryota; Metazoa; Porifera; Demospongiae; Haplosclerida; Niphatidae. The transcript is spliced from 2 exons. Gene Ontology annotation, molecular function: ligand-gated sodium channel activity. Gene Ontology annotation, cellular component: plasma membrane. The record is from RefSeq and is a predicted model, not a curated record. Bases 78 to 1754 code for a protein of 558 amino acids.
UCUUGGAAAAUUGAGGAUGUAGGAGAUAAAUGUAGGAGAUCGGCUCCGUGAUCGGCUCAGAUCGCCAAUUCGCCAUUAUGAACAAAGGCAAAGCAGGCGAGCCACUGAACUCACUGAAGGCAGCCGACUCUGAAAAUGAUGAGAAAGGAAAAGGAAGAUGUCAUCUAAACGACCCCUACUUGAGUGACUUUAUAGAUGACAAUACUAUCGCUGGGAUAAAUAAAAUCUUUAGGGGCAAGUCAAAUCUGAGGAGGCUGACUUGGGCCAUUAUAUUCAUCGGAUCUUUGAUAGUCUGUACGGUAAUGCUCAGCUUUAGCAUAAAGCGUUUCAUAGACAAGCCAACAGCAUCUACCAUCACUAUUGUAUCUAACACUGAACGAGGCAUACCAUUCCCUGCUGUCACUUUUUGCAAUCUGAACCUGGAAAGAAACAGUUCUAAUUUUCUUUUGAGAAGCACUUACCAACUGAUGAACUACCUCUACAAUGCUGAUGAGAACUUUCACCUAAGUGGUCUCAAUGAUAGCUAUGUGCUUCAAUUAUGCGAUAAUGUCGUGCGUUCGUCGAGUGAAGAUAUCCUCAAUGCUACAAUAUGGAAUAUUCAGAAUCCUAGCAAGACUAUUGAUGAGUUGAUACAUUACUGUGGCUUUAUUGAAGGACCUAAUAGUGAAGUCAAACCUUGCAAAGAUGCUUUUAAGCCGAUCCUAACGUCAGCUGGGAUCUGCUUCACAUUCAAUGGUAGCGAUAAUCGUAUUCACAGCACUGGUAUAAGAUAUGGGCUGAAGCUAAUACUGAAUAUACAGCAAGAGAAAAGGCCAUCAUUCAAUGGAAAGUCAGGAGUUAAGCUUGUCAUUCAUAAUGGCAGAGAUAUUGCAAGGCCUAACCUGUAUGGUAUUUCUGUACCACCUGGUCAUGCCAUUGAUGUUGGAGUUCGCAAAAUGGCAGUUGAAGACGAUACCAAUGAAGCUCAGUGUAUUCAUGAAAUGAAUCUUCCUUUCUUUCCAAGUGACAAGUAUGACUAUUCUCAAUUAGCCUGUAGAGAAAACGCUAUUGCUGAGAAUAUAGCUCAGAGUAGUAAGUGUAAUUGUGUUAUUGGCCGUCCAUCAACUGGUCCUUAUGCAUCCACUCCUAAUUGUACUUUCAGUAAAGCAUGCUGCCUAUUGAAAGAACACUAUGAGUUUAAUCCAGAAGAAGCUGAUUGUCCAAGUCCGUGUCACUUUGAAUAUUAUGAACAAACUUCUAGUUAUUCAAGUUUUCCUAAUGGAUUCUAUCUUGAUACACUUGUGAACAAAACGAAUAUGUCCGUCAACGAAAUCAGAGAGAACUUUUUAUCAGUAAAUGUUUUUGUGGGUGAUCUUCAUACAACCACCACCAUCACUCAAUACACUUAUGGUAUUGAAGCUCUGUUAGGAGAGAUUGGUGGUCAGCUUGGUCUGUUUAUUGGAGUGAGUAUCAUUACAUUUUUUGAGGUUUUGAUACUUUGCAUUGACGAAUUGAAAAGACUUUGCUGUAGAGGGAGUGUUAAAAGGAGAAUGAAGAAGCUAGAAAAGAUGGUACGUUUACCCGAGAUAGAUUCAGGCGAAACGGAUAAAAGUAAUGAAAUUGAAUUAAAUAGUGUAAAAAUCAUACAGUGCGAUAAAGAAAGAAGUAUUAAAGAUUUAUCACCUUGCGAUGAAGAUAAUAAAGCUGUAUUACUACCUAUUGAAGAUAAAAGUAAUGAAGUUGGUCUUCAGAGCAUUAAAACUACAGAAGUAUAAAAUUGAAUGCUAAUGUUUUAUUUUUGCAUGUAGAUCUAUGCCUAUUUUAUUAUGCUGCUAUUAUUUUCUGCUAUUAUGCUUAUGAUACUUUUCUCUAUUGGGUUAUUAAUAUGUGUCCACUUCCUGUUUUGAGACUAGGGAAAAUUCCAAGAUUCACAUCAUAUUCAUACAUUUCAUAUCAUAAUAGCUAAUAGCUCUACCUUUAUUUACAAGAAUAAGUCAAGAUGAUUGAUGUCUGUCAAUGGAGAGUGAGCGUUGGACUGUGGAGCUACCAUUCAUUGUCAAGCUCUCUCUACUAAUGGCAAAGCUGUAAAAAGCAAGUUAGGUAUAUCACAAGAGAAGACACCUAAACUGAUGCCAGUAGCUCUGCCAUUGUCUCGUUUUGCCUUUCUCCUCACCCUCUUUUUUGCUCCAACACUGAGUAACUUCUACCAAGUAGAUCUGCAGUAUAGAGCUACUUCCGGUGUUACUGAUCUGCAGUCAGUACUCGGCAGCAGUUUUAACUUGAUUUACUAUUUGAUUAUUUGUCUGCGUAUACUCCUCUUAUCAGGAGAUAUCGAACGUAAUCCUGGUCCUAUGAUUGAUGCUCAGCCUGAAAUAUCGUUAUUAAUAAAAUGGCUUGAAUCCCUUGUUGAUUGGAAGCCAUUUGGUUUAUGUUUGGUUGGAAUGACGGAGCAUGAAAUCUUAAAAAUUGAACAAGAACAUGU